Messenger RNA from Ceraceosorus guamensis, 1987 nucleotides. Its product is annotated as putative monosaccharide transporter. Gene Ontology annotation, biological process: transmembrane transport; carbohydrate transport. Gene Ontology annotation, cellular component: membrane. Bases 150 to 1817 code for a protein of 555 amino acids. Gene Ontology annotation, molecular function: carbohydrate:proton symporter activity. The record is from RefSeq and is a predicted model, not a curated record. The transcript is spliced from 2 exons. NCBI's taxonomy places the organism in Eukaryota, Fungi, Basidiomycota, Exobasidiomycetes, Ceraceosorales, Ceraceosoraceae.
GUGCAGCACGACAUCUUCUCAGCUCAGCCAGUCCUCCUCUCACCACUCUUGCCCCCUCACCCGCCCCCCUUGAGCAUCACCUCGAGGUCUUCUAGCCGCUCUCCGCCCAACAACUUUACACUCACAGCCUCCCCACGAACCUUGCCAUCAUGCCAGGUGGUGGUGUUGUCCCCGUUCUGACGACCAAUGCUGGUCCCGUCAUCAAGCCCAAGACGAAGAAGCAGGCCAUCCGCGCCGUCUUGGCCUCCAGCUUCAUGGCCAUGGGAGGUAUUCUCUUCGGCUACGACACUGGAACCAUCUCCGGUAUCAUUGCCAUGGAGAAGUUCAAGGAAGACUUUGGUACUUAUUACCCCGACAAUGUGCCCACCAACACUUCGCCGAUUCCUCAGCCAGGAUGGUCUCUCUCGACCGGAGACACUUCGCUUGUGGUCAGCAUCCUAUCUGCAGGUACCUUUGUUGGAGCGCUCUGCGGCGCGCCUAUCGCCGACACUCUCGGCCGUCGAUGGGGUCUCCAAGUGGCCAUGGUCGUCUUUUGCGUCGGUGUCAUUCUUCAAUUGAUCGCUCAGGCGCUGCCUCUCUUCAUCGUGGGAAGAGUCGUUGCCGGUCUCGGUGUUGGUAUCGUCUCUACAAUUGUUCCCAUGUUCCAAGCCGAGACGGCUCCUCGCUGGGCACGUGGCGCCGUCACCUCUGGUUACCAGUGGGCCAUCACCAUCGGUCUUCUCUUUGCUGCGCUCGCCAACAACGGCACUAAGGACAGGACGGACACCGGCUCCUACCGUAUUCCUAUCGGCGUCCAGCUUGGCUUUGCCUUGAUUCUCAGCUUUGGUACCAUGCUCCUUCCCGAGUCUCCUCGUUGGUUCGUGAAGAAGGGCAAGAUCGAGCAAGCCGCCAAGAGCCUUGCCACCCUCAACGCCACCGACGUAGACGACGCUUGCGUGCAAGCCGAGCUUGCUGACAUUCGCACCAAUCUCGAAGUUGAGCUCACCCACGGCAACGGCACCUACCUCGACUGCUUCCGCAACAACGACCGCAAGAACCUCACGCGCACGCUCGUCGGCACAUGGCUCCAAGCAUGGCAACAAUUGACUGGUAUCAACUUCAUCUUCUACUACGGCACCCAAUUCUUCAAUAGCACUGGUGCUGGUGACCCCUUCAUCUUCACCAUCGUCUCCAAUGUUGUUAAUGUCGUCUGCACCGUUCCCGGUAUCUGGGCCAUGGACCGCGUGGGCCGUCGUAACAUUCUCGUCUGGGGUGCCGUCUGGAUGGCCAUCAUGGAAGGCAUCGUUGCAAUCAUCGGCACCGUCUUUGGAAACUCCAACCCUGCUGCUCAACGAGGUCUCGUCGCCCUCGUCUGCCUCUACGUCGGUGGUUUCGCCAGCACCUGGGGACCAGCUGCUUGGGUCGUCUGUGGUGAAAUUUUCCCUCUCGCCAUUCGUGCCAAGGCUCUCUCGCUUUGCACCGCUUCGAACUGGCUUUGGAACUUUGGAAUCGGAUACGCCACCCCUUACCUUGUCGACAGCGGACCUGGCAAGGCCGGCCUGGGACCCAAAGUCUUCUGGAUCUGGACCGCCACCUGCGCCCUGUCUGCCGUCUUUGCCUACUUUUGCAUCGUCGAGACGAAGGGGCUCUCUCUCGAGGAGGUCGACAGCCUCUACUGCACCACCUCUCCUCGUCUCUCUGCUGCUGCCAACAGAGAGAUGCGCGCCAGACGCUCCGACCUCGAGACCGUCGGUGCUCACAUGGUCAGCGACGAGGCUGCCGAGGCCGACGCUGCCAAGCGCGACGUCGAGUACGAGUCCAAGACCGUGGACGCUUAACAUGCGAACGCGGUUCAUGUGUUCGUCGACUGCGACAACUACAACGCAACCAUUGCUCCCCCUCAAAAAAAUACGACCCGUCACGAAUACCGCUUUGUGCUCGCUACCCCAUAUCUGUCACGUCUCUUGCUAUUCCUGUCACGAUUGAAAAUUUGGAUGUUGUACGCUUC